AUGACUUUUCUGGUGGAUCGAACUGAUGGAUUUCGAGAGGUGGCGAAGGAAAUUGAAAUGAAAUAUAAGUUGAGAGAAGUUGGAAAGCAGAAAGAGGGACAGAAAAUGAAAAGUGGUGAGAUUUUUGGAAAAGUUGAAACAUUGGGCUUUGGACCUAGAAUAUUCAUUUUCCACGUGGAUUUUUUCGGGUCAACUUUUAUAGUUGCAAAAUUUGUGAUUAUGGGAAUAUUUUUGAAAAACUGGAUUUUAAAAUCGAAAAAAACCGUAUCUUAUCCGUCAUGAGCGUUUGGCGUUACACAUACAUGAAUAGGUGUCCCGAGCCUACUUUUUCAGUUAAGAAGCUUUCUUUUUUCUUUUUUUUUUAAGCUUUCUUUUUUAAAAAUUUCCAAAGUUAAACCUCUGUCCUUUAUGCGCAAAAAACUCAUUUUCCACCAGGGCUGCCGGGAAGCUUGUGGGAAAUCUAUUCCGAAAAUCCAAAAGAUAAAACUCCCAAUUACGUGUUGUCUUCUACAGGAAUUUUGCCACGUCAUCACGAAUCAAACCGGCCAUCCCAAACCUUCACCAACAUUUCCACAUCAAUUUCGCCGUUGGCAAAAGAAAUGUAUAGUUUCCGCAAAAUGUUGGACGAAAAAACGCAGGAUUACGUUUUUGCCACGUGUUCGUAUUCGAGCAUGACAAAUGAGGAACGAAAAGAGAUGGAUGAGACAAUUACUAUGGUAGGCGAGGUGUUUUUGCUGCGAAAAAUCCUCAUUUCUCUUUCAGUUUUUGACUCAAUUUGGCUCCUUAAUAAAUCAAUUAAAUAAUCGUAUCAAUUCGAAUUCGGAUGGUCUGAAAAAUGCUGUGGAAAGAGUUCAUCUAACCCGAGUUCACGAAUUUUUGCAAAAAUAUUUGAAAGAAAUGACGGAUUAUGUGACGGUUUUGAAGUGAGUUUUUAGAUGGGCUGGGGACUUAUGGUAGGGGUCUGAAUUUAGACCGAGACUUAGGCUGAAAAAGUGAGAUCUAUCAAAUUUUUCCAGACGAGAACAUCUGAAACGUAUCCAAUCGAAAAAUCGAACAUUAUCCGAUCGAAUCAAAGAUGCUCAAAAAGAUGGCUAUGUUUUUGUGUAUAAUAAAAGCCUUGAUGACGUGGCACAAAGUCCAAAACUAAAUGUUUCAGGUUAAUCUGAAAAAAGUGUUAGGCCCUCAAUAAAUCUCGAAAUUUCCAGCCAAAUUGGUUUCCAAGUUAUUGGAACUCAAGGAAAAACACGCUUGUCUUCAAUAUUUGCCGCAAGAUGAGAAUAAAGAGGAAUUGAGAGAUUUUGAUGUGAUUUGUGAAGAGCCUGAAGAGAUGGAAAAUGGAUGGGAAAAUGAGGAUGGAUGGGAUGAGAUAAAGGAGGUGCCUGGAAUUGAAAUUGAAAAAACAAAAGCUGAAAAUAUUGUGGAGAAUCGGAAGAAUGAGGAAAAUGGAGAUUCGGGUGUCAGAAACCGUAAGAAAAAUGCGGGAUUUUUGAUGGAUGAAGAGCAUGAGGAUAUUAGAAAUAGUUUUGAAGGUACGGAGAGAUUUUUGGGAUGGGAUUUUGAAAAAAAUAUAGAUAAAAAAUUGUUUCCAAAAUAAAAAAAAGCCCCGUGAGAAAUCCCCGAACAUCGAAAAAAACGCCAAAUUUAUUGCGAAACCCCCCUUUUAAUUUUGAUAAUUUUGUUUAAAUAACAUGAGAAUUCAUUUUUCUCUUAAAAUUCACGAUUUUUUUUUGGUGCAAAUUUGGUAAAAUCGAUAUAAACAUAUUAUGUAUCAUCCUGUAAAACUGGAAAGUUUUCCAGUUUCACAAAUCCUUCUUUUUCGAGCCAAAAUUUUGUGAUCAGGGCAUUUUUGACGUGUUCGAUCCACAGCCAAAGCAUUUCUAAUAGAAAUAGCACCUGAUUUUAUAAAGAGUUCUUUGUUUCAAAAAAUCUUCAAUAAAGUUUCACUUCAAAAAUCACAAAUUUUUUUCAGCCUGGCGUGCCACACAAAAAGACGAUUUUGCCCACCAAUUUCAAGAACAAACCGAAAUAAUGCGAGAAGAAUAUUUGAAGAAUGAAAAAGAUGACGAAAUUGAGAAUUUGGAACAACAAAUUUCCGAAAUUCAAUCACUGUCUUCGGUUUUUUCGGAAAAGGUAGGUUUUGGAGUGGUGGGGAGGGGGAGAUAAUAAACAAAUAAAAUGCAACCCUCAACUUUUUGAAAAUUCGGAGAAAAAUAUGUUUUCAACUUUAAAAAAUUAUUUGUACCGCUUAAGCGGCCCAGUUAUGCUAACUCCAGAAAAUUUCAUAUUUUAGACUAAAACCACUUAUUUCUCCAGAUUAUGGAUCAAGAACGUGAUAUUGAUAUAAUCAAUGAUUUGGCUCUUCAUACAACAGAAAAUCUAGUCGACGGAAAUGAAUGGAUUCGAAAAGCAAUAACAAAUUCAGCAUUGAGAAGAGUUAUUCUUCUUUUUUGUAUCAUUGUGCUGACGUUUACUCUUUUGUUUUUGGAUUGGUAUAACCCCUAA
Messenger RNA from Caenorhabditis angaria, 2502 nucleotides. NCBI's taxonomy places the organism in Eukaryota, Metazoa, Nematoda, Chromadorea, Rhabditida, Rhabditidae. The record is from the annotation of a GenBank genome assembly.